Molecule: messenger RNA, 750 nt
Organism: Tetrahymena thermophila SB210
Lineage: Eukaryota; Ciliophora; Oligohymenophorea; Hymenostomatida; Tetrahymenidae
Exons: 1
Source: RefSeq, a predicted model, not a curated record
AUGAUCGAAUAGGCUGAACGUUGUAUAUCUUGGGCAAGAUAUAGGCAGGCUAUACAUACUUGGGCUAAAAAGAGGAGAGCUAAGGCUUCAGUGACGUAGGCACUGAAUUAUUCGCUUGUGAGAAACAAAAGAUACUAGGGUUCUACGCUUUUCUCAAUGGAUACUUUGGGUUUAAUGGAGAUCGAAAACUAGUUUUUAAAACAAAAAAAUUAUGUUAAGAUGAAAUAAUCUUUCAUAAUCCAGUACAUCUCAAAUCCUAAAGAAGGUAUCUGUUCGAUGAAAAGAUCACUAUCCUUUUAUCAAUUCUCACAAAGCUAGAUAAAUAGGGCUGUUUUCAAAAUGUCUUUGGAAGUGCUUAUAAAAUUAAGUACUAUCCUCUCUUUCCAUUUUUAAAUUAUAGUUUUAUUCCCUUAGGAAACAACUCCCAAAGAGGAAAGAAGAAGAAGAAGAAAAAAAGAAAAGAAAGAAAUUUUAAAAAGAAAAAAGAGAUAUUCAUUAAAAAGAUUAAAAAGAUUAAAAAGAAUUAAAAGAGAUAUUCAUAAAAAGAUUAAAAAGAAAGAAUUUUAAAUUUAAAAAGUCGAGUUUCAAUCGAGUGAUUUUCAAAAUAAAAAAAUCGUUAAAAGAAAGAUAAAAAGAAUUAUUCAAUAAAUAAAAAAUAUAAGAAAAAAAGAUAAAAGAAAUAACUAAAGACUUAACAAAAAGCAAAAAGCUAACAAAAGAUUAAAACACAAAUUAAAGCAUUAAAAAUGA